Messenger RNA from Menidia menidia (Atlantic silverside), 2024 nucleotides. NCBI's taxonomy places the organism in Eukaryota, Metazoa, Chordata, Actinopteri, Atheriniformes, Atherinopsidae. The record is from the annotation of a GenBank genome assembly.
AAUGAUGUCGUCAUUCAAACAAAGCAGCUCAUAUUAAACUCGCCGGGGAAUAAACACACACCGGACAAAAGCUACAACAGUUCUUCUCACGAAAAAUUAAGCUGCAAAGAAAAAGGCAAUCAUGUCUGUGAAUUAUGCCGCUGGACUGUCGCCAUACGCCAACAAAGGUGUUUGUGGGCUUCCUGAGAAGUUUGAUGGUCCCGAAGAGCUGAAGGCGAAGGUGGAAGCUUUGGCUCAGUUGGUAAAAGAGUCUGAGUACUUUGUUGUCCACACCGGAGCCGGAGUCAGCACAGCAGCAGGCAUCCCCGAUUUCAGGGGCCCAAAGGGUGUAUGGACAUUAGAAGAAAAAGGUGAGUCGCCUCACUUUGAUACCACAUUUGAAGAUGCACGCCCCAGUUUAACUCACCUGGCCCUCCUGGGACUUCAGAGGGCUGGAUAUCUCAAGUAUCUCAUCAGCCAGAAUGUAGACGGCCUGCAUGUCCGAUCAGGAUUCCCCAGGGACAAACUGUCCGAGCUUCAUGGAAACAUGUUUGUGGAGGAGUGCGAGAAGUGUGGCAGGCAGUACGUCAGAGAUAAGGUGAUCGGUGUGAUGGGGCUGAAACCAACGGGACGUUACUGCGAUGUGGUGCGCUCCAGAGGACUGAGAGCAUGCAGGGGGAAGCUGAUCAGCACCAUACUAGAUUGGGAAGAUGCCCUUCCUGAAAGAGACCUGAGAAGAGCAGAAGAAGCAAGCAGACGGGGAGACCUGGCACUGACUCUGGGCACGUCCAUGCAGAUCAAACCCAGCGGUGACCUUCCACUCCUCACCAAGCGCAACGGAGGGAAAGUGGCUAUAGUCAACCUGCAGCCUACGAAGCAUGCAAGUACCAUUCACACGGCACCGACAUACACGUGUGGAGCGUUUCAUUUUGUGAACAUCAAAUACCCCCGUGUCCCUGACAAGCAUGCCCACCUACGUGUCCAUGGUUACGUGGAUGAGGUCAUGAAACAGCUGCUGGAGCUGCUGGGUGUAGACGUCCCAAAAUGGGAGGGACCGACCGUCUGCGAGAGCUCCACUGCCCCAUCAGGGGCCGACGCCGAUGUCAAACCACCCCGAGGCCUUUCCAAAAAGCUGAAAGAAGACAACAUUAAAGAGGAAAGAAAAAGAGAGGCAACCCAGGAGUGUGGUAAGGACGAGAGCAUUUCAGUAAAGAGGGAGCGAGCAGAUCUCCCACCAGAGAUCACUGAAGAGAAAUGACCUCAGGUACUUCUUCUCACUACAAGUUUACAAGAUAAAACAACCCAGAGACACGAGCACAGGGGUUCCCAUCCUGAAAAAAAGACAGUUUUUCUCAGUUCUGAUGUGGCUUUGUUGUUCCCCAUUGCUGACACUCCCCUUUUCAGGCAUGAAGAGCAGUGAUGCUUCUCAGCUUUCAUCCUCACAAAUUGGAUGCUUGAUUAGAAAUGUUGUUUUUCCUAAUAACAACACGCGUUCACUUGGAUGGAAGGGGAAGGCGGGGUGGGGGGAUGUUGCACAUUAUUCAACUCUGAGCUUUGUUUGGCUGCACCAACAGACAGGAUAACAAGUCAAGAUCUGGAGCACGUUGUUAUAAAUAAGUUUUUAAUAAGGUGUGUAAGAUUGCUGCACCUUAUUAAUAUUUAUAGCCUUGUGCUCCAGAUCUUGUCCCUGCAGAUUUUGCCUUUUAAGACUCCAUGGUUUGAUAUGUUAUGAAAAGGAAUAUCAAGUCAGCUUCUUUUUUCUGACUGACUUGUAGCUGCAUACAGCACUGGGAAAUUUUAGGUCAUUGCUGAUUUUCUUCUGAAUGAGAGUAGUGCUGUACGUCUCUGGAAGCAGGGUUUGUUUUUUGUUUUCUGUUUUUUUAAACUCAGGAAAAGAAUGUUAUAUUUCCACACUUCACUUUUUUACUUUCUGUACAUGUAUACGUGCUGUCAACCUGAUUCUGAUUCCUGUUAUUUUGAAGUAAACAGUAACUUUGUGAAAAAAAAACUGCCCGGCUCUGCCUUUUGUACCAACUGGUUUUAAU